This is a messenger RNA of Penicillium nucicola, 1149 nucleotides long. RefSeq lists its product as uncharacterized. The transcript has a single exon. The coding region runs from base 1 to 1149 and encodes 382 amino acids. NCBI's taxonomy places the organism in Eukaryota, Fungi, Ascomycota, Eurotiomycetes, Eurotiales, Aspergillaceae. The record is from RefSeq and is a predicted model, not a curated record.
AUGGAACAUCAGCUUUUUCAUCAGCCAUCGACAGACCCAGUUAUCGUUUGUCAGCGAUGCGAGCAUGGUAUUAGACCGAAGCAAGUGGUCGCCCAUCUCCAGGGCACGCAUCAUCGACUCAGUCUCGCUAGGGCCCGUUUAGUCAGUGAGACUAUUCAGAAUUGGGAUCGUAUAGAGGAAUGUGAACAGUGGGAGCCACCUAGUGUUAUAAGCACCCCAAUUCCUAACUUACCUAUUUACUCCGACGGCUUACUAUGCACCAAAAUCCCAUUAUGCUCAUUUAUCGGACGUACGGUAAAGACUAUACGCCAGCAUUGGCGAGAUCACCAUAGCUGGACUGCUCCAGUCAAUAACGUUGGCGGUGGCAGGAAGCAGCCAGGACCAUCAGCAGCCGAGCAGCAGAUUCGCCAGUUUACGCAAGUCGUACGCUGUCAGCGGGCAUUCGGCCAGGGGCCAGGCUCCCACUACAUUCGCGUCCGUACGGGCGGAGUAGAGCCCGUUCCUAAGCCGAUUGCCCCGACCGUACUCGGUGAUCAGGUUCUCGACCAAAUAGAGCAGGCUUUCACCGAGCGACAGAGUCAGCCCCAAACUAUCCAGGCUAGUCAGCGGGACGAAGCGAAUCCAUGGCUUCGACGUACGCAGUGGGCGGUUUACCUACGGGGGAUUAACCCGCAAGAUCUACGUGACAGCGUUCAAGCGCCCAACGCCAACUCAGCGAUUUCGGCCGAAAAAGCAGCUUCGGCAAUCUGGGACUCGAUGGCCGUUAUAGCUCGAAUUAGCCAGUUGAUUUGUACGAAGACUAGCCAGUCGAUUCGCACUGAGGCAGUCCGUACGGAGCGGGACCGAUUACCGCAUCAGCCACUGCAAGCGUAUAUGGACGCUGAGAACAUCGACCGACACACGCUGCCAUGGCAGCAGAUUUUGAUGUUUUUCGCGCGUACGCAGGCCACACAUGAAUGGAAUAGUCCGAAAUACCGAUUUUCGAAGCGCCAGCGGGCAGCGUGGAUUUGGCGACUAGCUCAGUCGGGGGUCGAUACGUCACCCAGACGCUCCGAUAGGGCUAGUUCCGCCGGCAGUAGUGAGCAGUCAGCUAGUAGCGAGUAUUCAAAGAGUGAUACUGAGCUACGUCUAACGGAGGAACAAGUUUGA